Aaosphaeria arxii CBS 175.79 is the source of this 1023-nucleotide messenger RNA. RefSeq names its product ATPase get3. Gene Ontology annotation, molecular function: ATP binding; ATP hydrolysis activity. The record is from RefSeq and is a predicted model, not a curated record. Gene Ontology annotation, cellular component: GET complex. Lineage: Eukaryota; Fungi; Ascomycota; Dothideomycetes; Pleosporales. Gene Ontology annotation, biological process: post-translational protein targeting to endoplasmic reticulum membrane. The transcript is spliced from 3 exons. The coding region runs from base 1 to 1023 and encodes 340 amino acids.
AUGGCGACCGCUGCUGUGAUCGAUGACGACGUUCUGGAGCCCACGCUCCAAUCCAUUCUUGAUCAAAAGACCCUUCGCUGGAUCUUCGUUGGAGGCAAAGGUGGUGUCGGCAAAACGACUACGUCAUGCUCUCUCGCAAUUCAGCUCGCAAAGCAUCGCAAAUCAGUCCUUCUUAUCUCUACGGAUCCCGCACACAAUCUGAGCGAUGCCUUCAACCAGAAGUUUGGCAAGGAUGCGCGGUUGAUCAAUGGCUUUGACAACCUGAGCGCCAUGGAGAUUGACCCUAAUGGAAGCAUACAAGACCUCCUCGCUGCUGGGGGCGAGAACGCAGAGGACGCAAUGGCAGGAUUGGGAGGCAUGGGAAACAUGAUGCAAGAUCUAGCAUUCAGCAUUCCUGGUGUUGAUGAAGCCAUGUCCUUCGCCGAAGUCCUCAAGCAAGUCAAAUCGCUUUCCUACGAAGUCAUUAUUUUCGAUACCGCUCCCACCGGCCACACGCUUCGUUUCCUACAAUUUCCUACCGUUAUGGAGAAGGCACUCGCAAAGGUCUCGCAAUUGUCGCGCCAAUUCGGCCCUAUGCUCAACUCCUUCCUUGGAGGAGGAGGACGCCUCCCCAAUGGACAGAACAUGGAUGAGUUAAUAGAGAAGAUGGAGUCUCUGCGCGCCACAAUCUCAGAAGUCAACGGACAAUUCAAAGAUGCGGAUUUGACGACAUUCGUCUGCGUAUGCAUUCCUGAGUUCUUAAGUUUAUACGAGACGGAGCGUAUGAUCCAGGAGUUAAGCAGCUACGAGAUCGACACGCAUGCAAUCGUUGUCAACCAGUUGCUCUUCCCUAAGCAGGACAACCCUUGUGAGCAAUGCAAUGCCAGGCGCAAGAUGCAAAAGAAGUAUCUCGAGCAGAUCGAAGAACUGUAUGAUGAGUUCAACGUCGUCAAGAUGCCACUCUUGGUAGAGGAAGUGAGAGGAAAGGAGAAAUUAGAGAAAUUCAGUGAAAUGCUCGUGCAGCCGUUCGUACCACCACAGUAG